AUGCGUGAUUUUUGGAAAAUAGUGAAACCAGUCGGUCGUUACAUGGGAUUGGAAUUUAAGUAUGGCGAUGAUCAGCGCCGAGUAAUCAAUGCACCAGAACGGGAAGCCAUUUUUUAUGGGUUGGAUCUUUGGCAGUACCCGUGCAAAAUAACUGGAAAUCCAAUUAUUUUGGCUCAGUUCAACUUCGCUGAGCCACCAUGGGAGGAAACUAUUGAGGAAAUCACGCCAGAAAUGUUGGUUUUUUUUUUUGCACUUGUGCUGCUUGGAUGCUAA
Gongylonema pulchrum is the source of this 273-nucleotide messenger RNA. Lineage: Eukaryota; Metazoa; Nematoda; Chromadorea; Rhabditida; Gongylonematidae. The record is from the annotation of a GenBank genome assembly.